AUGGUGUUGGCAAAAUCCAAAAACUCCGUGGGGCUCGGCCAGAGCCUCAUGAAUGAUCGUUUUGGCAAAGGAAAGGCCUCUAACAUGAAGAAGUCGUCGCAUAAUGCCGGAAUUGCACGCAAAGAUAUGAAUGGCGAAACUUACAUCACGAACUCGGCCAAGGAGGCUUCGUGGGUCAAGAUGCGCAGUAUUACGGAGCAAGCGGCGUUGGACGAGUUCCUGACCACCGCCGAGCUUGCUGGUACCGAUUUCACAGCCGAGAAAAUGAACAAUGUUCAGAUUAUCCACACCGACCAGAAGAACCCUUACUUGCUCUCGGCCGCGGAAGAGAAAUCGGCGCUGCGCAAACACAAGAAGAAUAAAGGCCGUCUUACGGUUCCGCGUCGUCCGGCGUGGAAUGCGACGACUACUCGGAAUGAGCUUGAUGCCAUGGAGCGUGAGAGUUUCAUGGACUGGCGACGGGGACUGGCGGAACUGCAGGAGAACAACGACUUGCUAAUGACGCCCUUCGAACGAAACCUUGAAGUUUGGCGUCAGCUGUGGCGAGUUAUCGAACGGUCCGAUAUUGUUGUGCAGAUUGUCGAUGCCCGAAACCCAUUACUCUUCCGCUCCGAGGACCUCGAAAUCUAUGUGAAGGAACUCGACCCGAAGAAACGGAACUUGCUGCUCGUCAACAAGGCCGAUAUGUUGACUGAGAAGCAGCGCGAGACAUGGGCCGAUUACUUUGAGCGCCAGCAGAUUGAAUACCGUUUCUUCUCCGCACAGAUGGCCAAGGAAGCUAACGAGGCCCGUGAGAAUGAAAGCGAGGAGGAGGAUACCGAGUCGUUGGCUGAGGAUACUGAAGGUCUGAAUCUCGAGGAUUCCGGGGAGAAAGAAGCGGAUGGGGGCGUUGAUAUUUCCAGCAACCCAGCAACCCCAUCCUCCAAGCGAACCAACAUUCUGGAUGUGGACGAGCUUGAAGAGCUUUUCCUGUCAAACGCGCCCGAUGCCGCAGAAGACGACGAAGUCCAGGAGGACGGCACGCCCAAGCCUAAGAAGACAGUCAUUGGUCUCGUCGGAUACCCCAACGUCGGUAAAUCCAGCACAAUCAACGCGCUCCUCGGCGCCAAAAAGGUUUCCGUCUCCUCUACCCCCGGUAAAACCAAGCACUUCCAAACCCUUUAUCUCUCCCCCGAGAUCAUGCUCUGCGAUUGUCCCGGUCUCGUCUUUCCCAACUUCGCUUCCACGAAGGCCGAGCUCGUCGUCAACGGCGUUCUUCCCAUCGACCAGCAACGUGAGUUCACGGGCCCCGCCGGUCUCGUAGCUCAGCGCAUCCCUAAACACUUCCUCGAGGAUGUUUACGGUGUAACGAUCCGCACUCGCCCAAUUGAGGAAGGCGGCACGGGUGAACCAACUGCUCACGAUGUUCUCCGUGCGUACGCCCGCGCUCGCGGCUUCGCUACAACCGGACAAGGUAAUCCCGAUGAAUCCCGCGCAGCCCGUUACGUUCUAAAGGACUACGUCAACGGCAAGCUCUUGUUCUGCCACCCCCCACCCGCCAACGAAGCUGAGGGCGAAGAAUCCAUCGACCCCGCCGAGUUCAACAAAGAUCUCUAUGACUGGGCACAUCUCCCGCCCCGCCGCCAGGCAAUGCUCGCAGCCGCCCAGAUUUCCUCCAAAGCACCUGUGCAAGGCCACAAGUCCCAAACAGUUGACAAGGGCUUCUUUGGCCCCGGUUCAUCAUCCUCCGGCGGGCGCUUGACCAUGCCCUUCAACGCCAAGUACACAGAGCAGGGCCAGCAGAUCCGGAAGCCACUCACUGGGCGGAAGGAGAGGGUCAUGGUUGCAUUGGAGCGAGGCGUCGAUGUCUCUGAGGUGCGGGGCUCGUCGAAGAAGCACUUCAAGAUCAAGCACAAGAACCAGAAGAAGGGGAUGAAGACGGCGGCGGAUGAUGACUACUGA
Messenger RNA from Aspergillus mulundensis, 1941 nucleotides. RefSeq names its product ribosome biogenesis GTPase LSG1. NCBI's taxonomy places the organism in Eukaryota, Fungi, Ascomycota, Eurotiomycetes, Eurotiales, Aspergillaceae. Gene Ontology annotation, molecular function: GTP binding; GTPase activity. The record is from RefSeq and is a predicted model, not a curated record. Gene Ontology annotation, biological process: ribosomal subunit export from nucleus. Bases 1 to 1941 code for a protein of 646 amino acids. The transcript has a single exon. Gene Ontology annotation, cellular component: cytosol.